AAAGCGAUAAUCAGGUUCUUUUUGGCAGGAUUUUCAACCCAAGUUAAGUCUCCAUACGGAUACCGCCCCAUUCUUUAUAUUUGCAUUGAUUACGUUCAGGCAGACGAGUUAGUCAUGAAGUUAUUCUUGGUUACUGUUCUUUUGAUCUCAAUGGUCGCAGGUACCUGGGCCAUUGAUUGCUACACGUGUGCCGGCACGGGUUGUGGUGAUCCUUUCGAUCCGUCUGCUACAGGUGUAUCAGACACUUGUCCUAAUGUUGGGAUUACAUACACCCAUUGUUUGAAAACAGUUGCUGGAUCAACAGUGGCACGGACAUGUGGGAUUGCCUGUGUUGAGGUCAGCGGUCUCUACUGCUGCACCACCAACCUCUGCAAUGGAGGUACCACAGUGACAACCAGCUUCGUUGCUAUGGGCGUGGCCAUGCUGGCUGCCUUCAUCCUCGCCAGACAAUAGGAUGCAGAAUAUGCAUCACGUGACCGGGGUCAUAGGAGAAAUGUACACACCAAUAUGUAUGCAUUGUAUACUCAGAAUUGUGG
Strongylocentrotus purpuratus (purple sea urchin) is the source of this 536-nucleotide messenger RNA. RefSeq lists its product as uncharacterized. The record is from RefSeq and is a predicted model, not a curated record. The transcript has 4 exons. Lineage: Eukaryota; Metazoa; Echinodermata; Echinoidea; Camarodonta; Strongylocentrotidae. The coding region runs from base 115 to 453 and encodes 112 amino acids.